Messenger RNA from Cyprinus carpio (common carp), 692 nucleotides. Its product is annotated as FH1/FH2 domain-containing protein 3-like. Gene Ontology annotation, biological process: actin filament network formation; sarcomere organization; cortical actin cytoskeleton organization. Gene Ontology annotation, cellular component: cytoplasm; cytoskeleton. The transcript is spliced from 4 exons. Gene Ontology annotation, molecular function: actin filament binding. NCBI's taxonomy places the organism in Eukaryota, Metazoa, Chordata, Actinopteri, Cypriniformes, Cyprinidae. The coding region runs from base 261 to 677 and encodes 138 amino acids. The record is from RefSeq and is a predicted model, not a curated record.
UCCCGCUGGUAAAGCGCUUAAUCCGCGGGGGGCGUCCGGCUGUGUCCAGCACCCUCUCACCCGCCCGUGACACGGACACUCGCGCUCAGCACGACACGGGACGGAGCUUCUCCUCCUCGCCGCUGAUCGGUAACUCCGCGUCUGUCACAUUUCCGCGAAGGCCGGGCGCGGAUCCGCCGCUGACCGUGUGUUGUUGUCGUUACCGGGAGGAAGGACGCUUGCUCGCUUGGAGACGCCGGCGGCCCGUGCAUGGAUGCAUCAUGUCUUCGUUCGUGUGCCGGGUUCAGUUUCUAGACGACACCGAUCCGUUCAACAGCACUAAUUUCCCGGAGCCGACCCGAGCUCCUCUCUACACCUUCAGAGAAGAUAUUCCUCUGAUUAACCAGCUCGCAGGGGUCCACCGGCUCCUCAAAGCCCCUCACAAGCUCGAUGACUGCGCUCUGCAGCUCUCUCACACCGGUGUGUAUCUGGAUCUGGAGUCGACGCUGGACGAGCAGAGAGAUGAACUCGAGGGAUUUCAGCAGGACGACUGCGCAGGGAGGGGAAAGAAGCACAGUGUGAUUUUACGCACUCAGCUGAGCGUCCGUGUUCACGCGUGUAUCGAAAAGCUGUAUAACUCAAAUGGGCGUGACCUGAGGAGGGCGCUGUUUUCCCUCAAGCAGAUAUUCCAGGUAUAAAAACACUCAUUCUGU